This is a messenger RNA of Chrysoperla carnea, 1899 nucleotides long. RefSeq names its product separin (gene Sse). Gene Ontology annotation, molecular function: cysteine-type endopeptidase activity. The record is from RefSeq and is a predicted model, not a curated record. Gene Ontology annotation, biological process: meiotic chromosome separation; proteolysis. NCBI's taxonomy places the organism in Eukaryota, Metazoa, Arthropoda, Insecta, Neuroptera, Chrysopidae. The coding region runs from base 21 to 1796 and encodes 591 amino acids. Gene Ontology annotation, cellular component: mitotic spindle; centrosome; cytoplasm. The transcript is spliced from 6 exons.
UGAGUAAAGUUUCAGUAAAGAUGGAUUUAAAUUUUAAAGAUAUUAGUUUCAAAAAUAUUGAUGAAUUAUUGACAAUUGCAUUAAAAAAACAGUCACAUAAUCCAAAUGGAACCUGUUAUUCCAUGUUACAUAAACAAAAAGCAAUACAAUCUUUUGCAUCUGAACGAAAAUUAGAUGGAAUUUAUCAUUUAAGCGAAUCACAUUUUCCUACAUUACGCAGUCGUACAUCUUAUCGAUAUGCUCGAAACUCGGAAAAAGGAAUCGAAAUGAAAAGUCAAACACCUUUUGCGUUAAGUAAAAAUUUUAUUGAAUUUCAAUGUGAUAAAAAUUUCGAAACUGAUAAGCAGAAUUUGUUAUCAAAAGUAAAAGAAUUACCAAGUGAAUGGACUUUGGUACAAAUGACUUCAAUUGAUUUUAAAAUAGAUUGUGUACCAUUUGAAACCCUUAAAAAUUCGACACCGGAAUUUUAUUUAACGUUGUUUAAGUGUGGCGAUGGCAAUUUUCAACCAUUUAGUGUGAAAAUUGAUGCACCAAUAAAUAACGAGAAACAAAUUGAUUUGGCCAAAGAACUUCGAGAGACUAUUUUAAAACUGGAUGAAAAUCCUAAAGUUAAUGAACAUAAUAUAGAACAGUAUUGUAAAUGCAGGAAUGAAUGUAAUAUAAGUUUAAAGCAAAGUGUUUAUCAAAUGGAAUUUUGUUGGUUAAAAAAAUGGAGAUUUUUGUUGUUGGGGAAAUUAGUAAACUUAUCCCAAGCUAACAAAAUAAUAUUGCCACAAAUUGAUUUAAUUUUAAAAGAAUUUAAAUAUACUUUAAAUGAUGAAAAUAAAAAUUUAAUUGAAUCAAUUACAUUAGGCAGUCCAUAUUUAUCUCGGCGUGAAAUUGCUAUUCUCAUCUUAGGAAUCAUUCCUGAUAACAAGGAUCUCUCAACAAAAUUGUCACGGACUAUUGGAGACAUAUCACAAAAUAAUGGUAGUUUCUUACGUGGACCUCGGCAUCCUGUCAUUUUAAUUUUAGAUCAGCAAUUAGAUUAUUUCCCAUGGGAAGCGUGUGAAAUUUUAAAACAUCAUCCCGUAUCUCGUCUACCAUCAAUUCAUUACGUUUAUGCCCUUUAUGCAGAGCACAAAGAAAAUAUCAUAAAUGGAUUGGUAACAAAUAUAAGUCCUUCUAAAGGAGCAUAUGUUAUAAAUCCUGGUAAAGAUUUACCUGAAAUGGAAUUACGAAUGAGUAAAUUCUUUAAGUAUUGGACACCAGAUUGGCAGGGAAAUAUCGGUGAUAUUGAGAGCGACACUUACAAACAACUCUUAAUUAAUUCUGACAUAUUUUGCUAUAAUGGUCAUGGUUCAGGUGUACAAUUUUUAUCCGGAGAUGUUAUACAAAAAUUACGAGUAAAAGGUGUUGUCAUGUUGUUUGGCUGCGAAAGUGUAGCGUUCUCAGAUACAGAUGUUGGAAUUAGUGAAUUACGAGGAACAUAUGAUAAUUAUUUAAUGGCUUGCAGUGCAUGUGUUGUUGGAAAUUUGUAUAAAGUAACGUCGAAAGAAAUGGAUUUCAUAUCAACAAAUUUAUUAAGUAUGGUAAUUCCAUCCAAAGUGGACACUCAUUGGAAAUACAUUGAUAAAAGUAAGUGGAAUGCAGAAGGGAAAAUAGUUGCAGAGACAGUUUCACAUUUAAAAGAAACUCAGGUACAUGAACCUGAAUUAUUACGAGCUGUUUGUUUGGCAAGACAAACGUCCAAUUUACGAUGUUGUGUAAAUGAACUUGCCCUUGUAUGUCGCGGUUUACCCGUACUUAUUAAAUAACUUUUAUUAAAAAUUUAUAAUUUUUUGUAAAAAAUUGUGUAAUCUAUGUAUUUUAUCCUAAUUCUUAAUACCUAUUCUAAAAUAAUCUCUGCAGGUCGUAAUA